AUGGAUCUCUACUAUCACAUCAUCCCACCGUCAAGCCGUGCCGUCCUUGUAUUGGCGAAAAGGCUGGACGUGAAGCUGAACCUGAUUUCAAUCGACACCCGCGAUGCUAACGAAAUGGCCAUCUUGACAAAGGUCAACCCCCUGCAAUCGCUCCCGACCUUGAUCGACGAUGGGCAGAUCAUUGGCGAAUCGCACACCGUCCUGAUCCAUCUGACCAGCCUGUUCGACAAGGAAGGAUCGCUCUACCCUGCGGACCUCAAGAUUCGCUCGGCCAUCAACGAACUUCUAUUCUUCGACACCAACAUGUACAAGUGCUUCGUGCUGUUCGCCAUGCCAACGGUCAUCAAGCGCCAAGAUCCGAACCAGGACAUGCUGGAGAAGCUGCUCGUCUGCGUCAAAGCCCUGGACAGCUACCUACAGGAUCGGAUCUACGCCGCGGGCGAUCACUUUACCCUGGCUGAUCUGUCCCUGGCGCAUACCAUUUCCUCGUUGGACGUGAUCAAGGUCAAGCUGAGCGACUAUCCCAAUGUGGAACGCUGGAUGGCCAAGGUGCUGCCGGAGAUGCCUCAGUUCGAGGAGCUGCAGACCCGUGCCGAGGAAGCGCUGGCUACGUUCCUGGCCAAGCAGUACGGGGCCAAGUGCAUUUGACUAUUGCUGGACUGAGGCGAGCUGAGGUCGAGAACUGCCGUUCAGGGAUCUAUUCUGUGAGUCGAGUCACGCAUACUAUGGUCAACGGUUAUUUCAGAGUCUUUAAGCUUGCUUCGAUUUCUCUAAUAGAUCCCUGAGAGUAUGACGUUAUUUAUGAUCAUUGCCUACUACAUUAUUCCAUAAUGCACUUGAUUCGCAUUGAUGCCAAUCAAUAUUUGAAUUAAGUCUAACGAGUUUAAUAAAAUUACGAGAACAUGCAGCAUAAACUUUAUAGAAGAUUAAGA
Aedes albopictus (Asian tiger mosquito) is the source of this 932-nucleotide messenger RNA. RefSeq names its product glutathione S-transferase D5-like. Bases 1 to 648 code for a protein of 215 amino acids. The transcript has 2 exons. NCBI's taxonomy places the organism in Eukaryota, Metazoa, Arthropoda, Insecta, Diptera, Culicidae. Gene Ontology annotation, molecular function: glutathione transferase activity. Gene Ontology annotation, biological process: glutathione metabolic process. The record is from RefSeq and is a predicted model, not a curated record.